AUGAGUAAAGAUACAAAACGUCUUGUUAGCGAUAUUGAAUUUGAUUCAUCAUCAAUGAAACGAGUUCGUCAUAAUAUAACUUGUUUACUUGAUUUACCAGAUGAAAUUUUCCUUCUAAUAUGUCUUUAUCUAACACCAGCUUGUGUUCUUUAUUCAUUUUAUACACCUGAAAAGGCUAAUUUUCGUCUUCAUCGUAUUAUAUUUGAUUAUUAUACAAACAUAAAAUUUGAAAAAAUAACAAAUGGUGAAUUCAAUUAUUUGUUAAAUUUAUUGUGUAAUGAUAAAAGACCUCUUCGACCUGAAUCAUUGACAUUAAGCAAUGAGCAUAUUGCUAAUUUAAUACACCGUUAUUUUAAUAAUAUCGAUAUAAAUCUAAACAAAUCAAUUUUUGUCAAUUUGAAAUCUUUAAUAUUAGUUGAUUGUUCAUCAAAUGAUCUUGAUAUAAUUGCUAAAUAUUGCUUUGAUAUAAUUCAAAUUGAAUAUCUUAAUAUAAUUGUUCGAAAGAAUGAUGAUCAUAUACAGUUCGGUAUGAGAGAAAGAUAUGAUACAGUAAUCCAUCAAUUCUUAUUCGGUAAACGAAUUUGUUCUUUACACAAAGUUAUUAUUGAUAUACCUGAUGGACUUGUAUUAUGUAAUCCAUUAGUAGCUAAUCAAUAUCUUCAAAAUAUUGAUUUAGCUUUAGAAACUAUCGAUGAUUUAUAUUUAUUACUUGGUGGACUUUUACCGAAUAUAGAAAAAAUGAUUAUUCAAUUACGUCGAUCACGAAUACUCUCUUGUCUUCGUCCUCACAAUAUGCCAUUGUGUCCUCGAUUAACUGAAUUUACAUUAUUAGAACCUGGAACUGGAUUAAUCAUUGAUGAUAUGAAAUCUAUUUUUGGUUAUAUGCCAAAUUUAAUCAAAUUAACAUUAAGUAUUCGUGAUACACUUGAUCCAACAUUUUGUCAUGGUCCUAAAUUUGAAUCAAUAUUAAUUGGAUAUCUUUCAGAUCUUCGUCGAUUUGAUUAUACAAUGACACAUAGAAUUGGUGAGAAAACUUUAAUUGAAGAUUUUAUAAUAUGGACAAUGAAUUCUGUUUCUUAUGAUGAUGAAAAUUCUCAAUGGAUACAUAUUUAUUCAUUUCCGUGGCCAUCAAGUAAAGAUGAUAAACGAGAAUUACCUUUCUCAAAAGAUGAAUAUAAUUCAUUAGUUACAUCACAAGUUGAACAAGAUCAAUAUAUGAAACAUAUUAUAAUUACAGAAGCUAAUCAAUUAGUUAAAUUGAAGAGACAUUUUCGUCGUGCUUAUCAAAUAACAACUUGUUUAUCAAUUGACAUUGAAUUACCAUUAAGAAUUUCUAAAGUCAUUCUUACAAAACAAAUUCCUAUUAGUUCAGUAUAUUCAAUCGUUCAAACUACUGUUCGUCAUCUAAUUGUUGAACGUCGUUUAAAUGAUGAAAGAGAAGUUUGUCUUCUUGCUCGUCAAUUUCCAAAUGUUGAAUAUUUAAAAUUAUUAUUUCCAUUAGAAAAAUCUGCAUGUAUUCGUUGUUUUCAAACAUUAUUUUCUAUUGAUGAAACUAUUUAUGCAAAUCGUCGUCUUUGGCAUAAAUUAAUUAAUUUUUCAACUGGAUUCUUUCACAAUGAAGAAAUAAACAAAAAUGUCACAGCAGAAAAAAACAUUUCACCAUUACCAUCAACUCCACCACCGCGACGCCAACUAUCAGUAGUUCCAUCACCGAAACCUCCAUCACGCGAUAUAUCACCGAAACCUCCAUCACGCGGUAUAUCACCGAAACCCCCAUCACGCGAUAUAUCACCGAAACCUCCAUCACGCGAUAUAUCCCCGAAACCAUCAGCCAGCGAUGCAUCAUCGGAACCAUCAAACACCAAUCAUUCUCUCCAAAUAGCAAAUAUGGUCAUCGAGCAAAACUCAGUAUUAAUCGAUAUGGUUCCAAGUUCAUUUAAUCCUCAUAAAGAGCUUGAUGAUGAUGGAGAUGAUAUUAUCUAUCCAGAAGGUGUUACUGAUUUUCAUCCAUAUCAAAUAGUGGCUCGUUAUCGAAAAGCCAUUGGUGAAUCGACUAAUUUUCGUCUGAAACCACUUCUUGUUGGUGAAGACUCGAUAGAAACACUUGUAUUAGGACUCGAAAGCUUUGCCCAUCAAAAGUACUGUACCUUAAUUUUUACAGGAGAAGAUCAAAAGUUCGAUAAUAGUAUUUAUCGAGCAUCGACUGGUGUCUUUGAUUUAGGCAGUAUUCAUCUUUUGGCGACUGAUUCUUUGCCUACGGCUAAUUUUCAAUUCGAAAUUGGUCAUAGUUAUGAUCCAGAGAUUUUUCAAUCAGAAGAUGGUAUAAAAAAAUUUGUACACGACUUUUGUGAAGCUAUCUCCAAGGUACUCUUCUGUGACAACAAUAGUAUUCGUGUAUUCUCUAUCAAUAAAUUAGUCGAUGAAGAAGGAAAAAGUCAAAUAAAAUUUGGUUUAACUACACCAGAAACCAAAAGAACUGAACAGUUGGCUCAUGAUUUGCAAAGUUAUGCUCGCUCUGGCUUUGAAUCUGACACUAUUCUUCAAUAUGUUAAACUAAAAGAAUAUGAAUGUUCAUGGAAGUCUGUGCUCAGCUAUUUACAAAUACGACCUAGUGAUUUAGAUCCUCGAUUCAACUUCGACUACAGAAAACCGGGCUUACCUAAAGAAGAGACACGUGGAUGUUAUCCAUAUCAUUUUCCACUUGGAUGGUAUCGACAUGCACUCAAAGUUCUCAAUAAGUAUGGUGAAGAUAAUACUUGGAUUGGCCGUGUAGACGCUGAAGGAGAAUGGCCUGUUGCUUUUCAUGGAACACGAUCGGGUGCAGUCAGCGGCAUUGUAGAAUAUGGCUUAUUGCCUAGUGUUAUCAAAACUGAUGCCAUGAAGGAGGAAGCAAUUGAAGCAAUCGGAGAAGAAGCAAAUCGUCCGGGAUUUUAUGUGGCAACGCAUUGUGAGGGUGGAUCAUCUCUGUAUACUGCACCGUUCACUGUGACAACAUUUCCCCAUAAGAGUGAAGAGUUUCGUAUUGUUUUUCAAUGUCGAGUACAACCUGGAAAGUUUACAACUCAUAAGAGCCCUGUUACUGUAGGUGAAGCAUGGCGUAUUGUUGAUCCUAGUGCAAUACGACCAUAUGGAAUUUUGCUUAAGAAAGAAGGUUCAACUAAAGGAAAAGUAGAAGACGCAACCGAAGAAGAAGAAGAAGAAGUACAAAGUUCAACCGACGAAAUAGAUGAUGCAACCAAACAAAAGGAAGAAGAUAGAGUUGCAAACGCGCACGAAACCUCAGAAUAA
Messenger RNA from Rotaria sordida, 3288 nucleotides. The record is from the annotation of a GenBank genome assembly. Lineage: Eukaryota; Metazoa; Rotifera; Eurotatoria; Philodinida; Philodinidae.